UUGCCUUAUCAGAGGCAGCGCGACCAGCUUAACAAACUCUGCAGGAGGCUCCAGAUAGGGAAGCUCUUGGGCGCCAAUCUAAGAGACCAAGCCUGACGUGCAUCAGAGUUUUCUCUCUAGUGACUUUUUUUUGCUAGCAAAGGGCGCCUCCGAAGGAGCGCAGCGGACAGGUUCCGACCAGCCAGGGAUAUUUCAGGAAAUCUGCGGCCCUAACCUCCGCCUUCCAGUAGUUGUGGGAUUGCCGCCCCACGGGGAGCCACCCAGCCCGAGGAUCAACCGAGCCCUGGCUCUCUGGAUUAGGAGAGGCUGUGCAGGCCGGCGUUCAGGCGGCGAGCUCACCCACUCACUCGGCCCAAUCCCUCGUCCUCCCGCCGGCGAAGAUGCCAGCCAAGCCCGAUGUCGGCUUAGCGCGCGAGGCUUCUUGGCAGAUCGUGGCCGGGGGUUCUGCCGGUCUUGUAGAAAUUUGCCUGAUGCACCCCCUCGAUGUGGUGAAAACCAGGUUCCAGAUUCAGAGAUGUGCCACAGAUCUGAACAGUUAUAAAAGCUUAGGUGACAGCUUUCGAGUGAUUUUCCGAACAGAAGGGUUGUUUGGUUUUUACAAGGGAAUCCUACCACCCAUCUUGGCUGAAACACCAAAAAGAGCAGUGAAGUUUUUCACCUUUGAACAGUACAAGAAAUUGCUGGGAUAUGUGUCACUGUCACCAGCAUGGACAUUUGCCAUUGCUGGAUUGGGAUCUGGACUAACAGAAGCCGUCGUAGUUAACCCUUUUGAGGUAGUAAAAGUUGGCCUGCAAGCCAAUCGGAACACAUUUGCAGAGCAACCGUCCACCAUGGCUUAUGCAAGACACAUCAUUAAGAAGGAAGGCCUGGGACUCCAGGGCCUCAACAAAGGAUUUACGGCAACUUUGGGACGUCACGGAGUUUUCAACAUGGUUUAUUUUGGCUUCUACCACAAUGUCAAAAACAUUAUUCCUGUCAAUAAGGAUCCAACCUUGGAGUUUUGGAGAAAAUUUGGGAUUGGUCUUCUCUCAGGGACAAUAGCCUCAGUCCUUAACAUCCCCUUUGAUGUUGCCAAAAGUCGGAUUCAAGGGCCUCAACCAAUUCCUGGAGAGAUCAAGUACAGAACUUGUUUUAAAACAAUGACAACAGUCUAUCAGGAAGAAGGGAUUUUAGCUUUGUACAAAGGCCUGCUUCCGAAGAUUAUGAGACUUGGACCAGGUAAUAAUGUUUUUAUUAUUUAUAAUCCUUCCUUCUUUAUUGCUAUAAUGUUUCCUUUUGUUGUUGUUGUUGCUAUUUGUAUCUAUCAGCAACACAAUAAAAAUGUACCACUUUAUGAAAGAUGGAAAUUUGAGGAUAUGAAGUUGUCUAUGAGUCUUCAAGAUACUGAAGGCAUCCAUUAGAAAAGUUCUACUUUUGUUUGCAAAGUAUUAUUUAUGUCCUUGCUGGAGGCUGAUAGAAGCCAAAGCCCAGCUUAAGUCAAUAGGAAAGGAUCCAAGCCAGCAGGAGUCUGAGUGAGCACCCAGAUGUACACAGCGGCCUCGGCCGAGGCAGAGGAUUUCCACCGAGGGAGGGACCAGCCCCAAAAAAUGUUUCCUUGUGCUUCCUAAUUCAUUCCUGCUCCUGCCUCAACUUUAUUUCAAAAAGAGGAAAGGAGGACAACUUAGUCCAUGAACAGCAAGGGCCACUGGUCUUCAGAGUCGCCCCUGGGAAUGGUGACGCUGCAGCUGGGUGCUCGCCUCUCCUGGCCUCUGUCAGUGUGACAGUGGAGGCUCCUGGCUCAGGGCCUCACCUCAGACGCCAGCCCACAAAUACCCACUGCCAUUCCCACAGGGAGUCAGCCGCCUCUGUGCAAAUAGAUAAGAAAAUACCUGCGCAGACUCCACUGCCAGGGCAGACAGUCUCAGAUCAGAAGCAGCCUCAUGAAUAAGUACAAAAGUAUGCUCAAGACCACACGUAUUUCUUUUUCACCAGGCCACACUCACCCACUUGACGUGCUGGUGAUCUUCCCUAGAAAUCCCCCUACAACCUUCUCCUGCCCUCCUCUCUCCCUUUGCCUUUCCUCCCUUUUAAACCAACGUCCUCCCCCCUCCACUGCACAAACCCGUGCAUGUUUACC
Messenger RNA from Nycticebus coucang (slow loris), 2116 nucleotides. RefSeq names its product solute carrier family 25 member 21 (gene SLC25A21). Bases 381 to 1400 code for a protein of 339 amino acids. Gene Ontology annotation, biological process: transmembrane transport. Lineage: Eukaryota; Metazoa; Chordata; Mammalia; Primates; Lorisidae. The transcript is spliced from 9 exons. The record is from RefSeq and is a predicted model, not a curated record.